Anopheles maculipalpis is the source of this 2028-nucleotide messenger RNA. RefSeq lists its product as uncharacterized. Lineage: Eukaryota; Metazoa; Arthropoda; Insecta; Diptera; Culicidae. The coding region runs from base 13 to 2028 and encodes 671 amino acids. The record is from RefSeq and is a predicted model, not a curated record. The transcript is spliced from 6 exons.
ACGAGCGGAAUAAUGAACUCGAACUAUGUAAAAAAGUGUACCGAGUUCUUGCAGAACAUACAGGCCCACAAACCGGCCGCAACCAAUAUUGCUGCUGCCGGUGUUGCGGUUGCUCAUACCGAUCCAUCCUGCUUCAACCGUCCGCAGCAACCGCAAUCGAACCGUUCCGAACCGGGGCCCAACAACAGUGCGAGCAAAAAAACCUCCCGAAGGGGUCGCCCAGCCGCUGGAGCUUUCGGUGUAGGAAAGCGUCCCGUUUGGCAUCACGCCGGUACCGGUCCGACUGCCGGGUUUCCACGCCCGUCCGAACAUUCCCAAUUGCCAACGCACAACACGGCCCAACAGAAAUUCGUCCGGUCCUGCUGUCCUUCACGCCGACCCGACACAUCACAGCCGGGACGUGGUCGGGUAGAUUGCCGCUGGGAUGAGCAGCCUGGGAAACAUCCUCCAGUACUCGGUGACAUGAUUGCGGACCCGAUACAGGAAGGUCGUGGAGACGCAGAUAACGUCAAUCACUCGGAUGGAAUUGGACAGACGAACGUGCGAAGCACGGUGGAGAUACCGACGAUCGUUACGGGUGAUGCAGACACGGGACACAAUCGUCCACCGGAGGAAUGUCAGGACCGUCAACCGCUGUCCUGGUCCGGGAUACUGUCCAAACCGAAUCCUCUUCCAUCUGUCAACGAACGAAAGAACGAUACAAACUCUGUGCAAGACAACACCGAAUGCCCGAACUGUCAGCUGCUGCAACGAAACUGGCAGGACGAACGGCACCGGCACGCCCUGGAAAGCGCCCAGUUAACGGAGCAGAUUAAUUAUCUGCAGAAACAGCUCCGAGUGAACAACAAGGCCGAGCAAAGGAUGGAAGAAGCGAUGAAGGAACGAUACCAUUCCAUGGAGCAAGAUAUUACGAAAUUAAAGCUCGCGGUUGAUGAGAAAAACCUUAAGCUUGUGUUGAUUAACGAUCUGAAGCGGAAUCUGAAGGAAAUGCAAAGCAAGCUGAAACGCGUCGACCAGGAGCGGGCUGAGAUGGAAAAGCGUCUAAUGGUGGCCCAGCUGGAGAACCAGAAGCUUGAGCUUUUUUUGGACGCUCAAGCCUUGCACUUGCGAAAGGUGAAAAGCGAACUCGGCCACAUUCACCGACUUUCCAUCAAGCAGAUAGAAUUUCUGGACGAAGAGCCAACGGACGAUGCACUGACGCUGGUCGAUACGGGCAGUGUCACCAUCGCACGUCAUCGCCGUCAUCCAUCGCUGCAUAAUUAUGCGCCAGCCGUACAGUCUUCAGAGUGCGAUACCGAUGCAACUCCCAUUCAAUCACAUUCUUCCUCCCCUGGGAUGCACCUGACGGACUACCACCGCACCGUUGCUCGACGAAACGAACCCAAGCACUCAUCUUCGUCGAAAUCGCCCAGAAUCGUACUCGAGGCGUCUACGAAGCGAAAAUCUCAUUCCCGAUCCAACACCACCUUCACGCCGGAGGAAUCAAUACCUUCGUUAGUAGCAUCGGAUUCGGAUCGAGAUAAUGCAGAUCGUGUACGGAUGCGGAAAGCAGCAUCUUCCGCGUCCACUGCGUCCUCCCGCACGGUGGUAUCAGGCGAUGACAAUAGGAAGCAUAACGAAUGUGCGGACCACCUAGCAAGAAUCAAUCGUGCCGAUCACGAUGACAACCGCAUCCGUCACCGUGCGAGCGUUUCGGAUUACAACGCCGACGCCGGGUGCCAGAAGUUGACCGCGGUCUCAGACUCGGACGCUGUCGUGAAAUGGCAGCGCGAUGAUAAAGAACGCCAUCGCAUUGCCUCCCGCAGUACGUCGAGAAGCUGUGCAACGGAUGAUACCGGCGAUAAAUAUCGAGCGGAGUGUAGCGGUCGGCGCACAAUGGCGACAUACGACGAUGACCAGCAGCAAUUCGUCGUCGAGCUUGACGAAAACAUAACACUCCCGGUGUCACCGCGCCCAUUCCAGCACAAUCUGUCCAUCGCGCCACUAUCGGAGGACGAUUCGUUGACGUCGUCGGCAUCACUAUCGUAA